CUCCAUAUUCCACCACAUCAAUUCAACAAUUUUUCACUAGUCUCCUAGUUAGCUCACAUUAGCGGCAAUGGCUACCGCAGCUGCCACAUCCUCAUUCAUCGGAACACGGCUGCCGGAAAUUCACUCCGGUGCCGGUAGAGUCCAAGCCCGAUUCGGAUUCGGAAAAAAAGCCGCACCUAAAAAGGCUCCAAAAAGGCAAAUCCCAGACAGACCGUUAUGGUACCCAGGAGCUAAGGCACCAGAAUAUCUGGACGGGAGUCUCGUCGGCGAUUACGGAUUCGAUCCAUUUGGUUUGGGGAAACCUGCUGAGUACUUGCAAUUUGAUUUGGAUUCAUUGGACCAGAAUUUGGCUAAGAAUUUGGCCGGUGACGUAAUUGGGACCAGGACUGAACUUGCUGAUGUGAAAUCGACACCGUUCCAGCCGUACAGUGAGGUGUUUGGACUGCAGAGAUUCAGAGAAUGUGAGCUGAUCCAUGGGAGAUGGGCUAUGUUGGCUACACUUGGUGCUUUGACUGUUGAGUGGCUCACUGGUAUUACAUGGCAAGACGCUGGAAAGGUUGAGCUGGUUGAGGGAUCAUCCUACUUGGGGCAACCACUCCCAUUCUCCAUUACAACAUUGAUCUGGAUUGAGGUCCUUGUUAUUGGAUACAUUGAAUUCCAAAGAAACGCUGAGCUUGACCCGGAAAAGAGGCUUUACCCUGGUGGAUCAUUCUUCGACCCAUUGGGCCUUGCUGCUGACCCGGAGAAAAAAGCCACACUUCAACUUGCUGAGAUCAAGCAUGCUCGUCUUGCUAUGGUUGCCUUCUUGGGCUUUGCUGUCCAAGCUGCUGCUACUGGAAAAGGCCCACUUAACAACUGGGCUACCCACUUGAGUGACCCACUUCACACUACCAUUUUCGACACAUUCGGCUUCUUCUCUUAAGCCCAGCCCAACGCACCUUGUUUUUCAGCUCUAUCUAGUUGAGAGGAUGGUUUUACGUAUAUUAUAUUAUUAUAUUCAUCUGCAUCUUGUAAAAAUUGUAACAUUUGACACUCUAAGGAGAAGGAAAUAUCAAACGCUAUUGUUAAUCUAAGUUUGUCAUGUUCUUCA
Nicotiana tabacum (common tobacco) is the source of this 1090-nucleotide messenger RNA. NCBI's taxonomy places the organism in Eukaryota, Viridiplantae, Streptophyta, Magnoliopsida, Solanales, Solanaceae. The record is from RefSeq and is a predicted model, not a curated record.